UGGGAGGGCACUGCAAACACAAGCACGUACAAGCCUUACAAGCAGGGCACCAAGAAACUCACCACAUGGCUGAUCGACAAUGCACGACGCUGCGGUGCCGAUCUCAGCUUCCUGUCCAGCGCUGACAGCAAAGAGAGACUGAAGAAGGGCAGCUCGGCCAAGUAUCGAGUCACGGUCCAGGAAUUGACGUCUCUUGCUCGCAAGAUUGCUGCUUCUUCUGAGCCAAAGAUCAGAAUCCCGCAGAGCAUUGUCACCGUCACAAGAACCAUCAUCAGUCUGCGCAAAGGAGCCAAUCAAUACUUUGCGGAGCUCACCAAGGCUAAGAAGGAUGAGGCCACGAAAGCUGCAGACGCUGGCCACAAAUACUUCAUCUCGGCUGUGGAGGAGAUCCUUGCGAUACUGCAGCCUGACGAGGCGGCCGCACCAGUCUCAAGCAACCUUCAGAACAUGUGUGCAGCUCUGACAGUAGAUGAUGCUGCCACCGACGAUAGCGCUCCUGCGUCAAAGUCUCAGCCAAAGCAAUCGGAGGGUACCGAGGACGAGCUCGAAGAGAAUGACAUGCAUCAUGUCUUUGCCAUCCUUACAUUCUUCAAAGACGUCAACGAUAUUCGGGACCACGUCAUGACUGUCUGGAAGGAUUGUCGUAAUGGCAAGCUGAACUUGAUGAGUGCGGCAGUCACGACUGACACUGCUUAUGGCAUCUUGAAACGCAGCUCUGAUGAUCUCUUCGAGGCACUGCCAAUGGAAGCCAACUAUCCUAGCCUGGUCCUCUAUCUCAGCAACUACGUGGAAAUGGAAAGCCUGGGUGGUAACGGCGACAAGUUCGGCGACUUUGUCUGCGCGAGAGCGUGUACCCUGCUCGCCGAAUAUGCAGAUGUACUCGCACCGAAUUCAGUACCUGCCAUGAAGUACGGACAUUUCGGCGUUUACGAUCCUCGAGGCAAAGACUGGUUCAAGCAAUCGGAGGAGCAGCAACACAAAGAUGAUCUCAUCGUGCUCAUGGAACUUCUGCCAGAGUUCACCAAAUUGUCCCGCGGCCAGGUAGAGAUACCAGCUGAAGACGGUCUCACAACUUGCCUUCGAAUCAUGAUGGAUGCCAACGACCUGGAGGCGAUGCCCAUGUACGGCAUCUUCGCCACUCAAGUCUUCCUCGACAUACACCAUGUGCUGCGAGAAGAUGCCAGCAGAGCAUUCGAAGAGCUGAAAGCCACUGGUAACCGUGUCGCCCAGACCAUUGAUGACUACUUUCGCUUCUCCCGCAGUAGGCACAUCUCCAAUUGGCCGGCACAGAAUGACCAAGUCUUCAAGGAAGUGCAGCGCUACGCGAAAGACUGCACACAGAAAGAUGUCAUGCAGGACCUUGGUCAAGCUCUCUCGAGAUCAUUCCGUGAUCAAGGUGUGCGGUCAAAGCCUUACUGGCUGCUCACCAUGAAUCCCAUUCUGGCCGGCUUGAUUGUAUUCCGACUCAACAUGAUGCUACAAGAUGGUGGUAUCAACUUGUGCACUGCCUGGGGUUCAGUCAUCUACCCAGCACACUUGUACAACGCAGCGAAGCACAGCGCUGGGCUCGAUGCAGAGUGGAAAGACAUGGACUAUCUGAUAUCUGUCCACGGCGCUCAACGCAUAUUUGUUGGUGCUCCACCGACCGACGCUGCCGAAUACCAGAAGCGCUUCCUGCUCGCUCUCGGCGCCAGUGCGAGCAACUUCGCACGCAACCGCCGUCCAGGCGGUCCAGCUCUGAUCGUGGAAUCAAAGAAAGGCCCACGUGGCUUGAAGUCCACAUCUCCCGUCAAAGACAUCUGGCGAGCGCACUACCUCUACGGCGAGCCCGUCGCACUGACCACGCCGAACAUGGUUGCAAUGCUCUCCGUCGCAAGCAAAGCGGAGCGCACAAGUGUCCCUGCAGUCGACCUUCAAGCUUUCACACGCGAGAUGAUAGUGCAGCGCCAAUACACACCAUUGCAGCUCCUCCAAAUCGUCCGCGAAGGCGUCGCAGCAGAAGAAUUCCACUUCCUCUUCGACUACUUCGGCUUUCACCAGCGCGGCUUGAAGCUUCUACGCACACUCCAGACACACCUUCACGCGGACCUGGUCAAGUACUUCACCGAGUCGUACAUCGAAGAUGAGUCACAGCUCCCAUACAUUAUCGGCUACCUCUUCAAAGUCGUACGCGGCUCAGAUCGGAUCGCGCAAGCGCUGCCGCAAGGUGUUCAGGGAGGGAGCCGAAUGCUUCAUGAUGCCGCAGGGGUGCUGGAGAACUUUCUGCGGGGUGAUGAUAAUAGGUAUGGCGGAGUGAUGCGCGCGAGGACGUGGUCGAAUGCUGUGGGUUAUGCGUAUCAUGCUGCGACACUGGACUCUGUUGAGUUUCCUGCUGGAAUCACGAGGCUGGACCCACCGCCCGCGGAUGCAUAG
Messenger RNA from Fulvia fulva, 2412 nucleotides. RefSeq lists its product as uncharacterized. Lineage: Eukaryota; Fungi; Ascomycota; Dothideomycetes; Mycosphaerellales; Mycosphaerellaceae. The transcript is spliced from 2 exons. The annotation marks the transcript as partial. The record is from RefSeq and is a predicted model, not a curated record.